This is a messenger RNA of Carassius gibelio (silver crucian carp), 3559 nucleotides long. RefSeq names its product importin 8 (gene ipo8). Gene Ontology annotation, molecular function: small GTPase binding. The record is from RefSeq and is a predicted model, not a curated record. Gene Ontology annotation, cellular component: nuclear envelope; cytosol. Lineage: Eukaryota; Metazoa; Chordata; Actinopteri; Cypriniformes; Cyprinidae. Gene Ontology annotation, biological process: protein import into nucleus. The transcript has 24 exons.
GACGAUGACAGUCGCUGGACGGCAGACUCGGGCAGGGCUGCCUGUAAAAUCCAAUCCCCAUGGUAAAAUCCGAUACAUCUCUCUCGGGUCGUUCGCGCAUCUGUCCGAUAGUCCAAAGUUUAUUCAAAUGAAUCGGGCCUAAUGGAUCCCAAUCGAAUCAUACAGGCUCUGAAGGGCACCAUAGAUCCAAACCUCAGGCUAGCGGCUGAGAAUGAGCUCAACCAGUCCUACAAGAUCAUCAACUUCGCCCCAACUCUGCUGCAGAUCAUCGUUUCGGAGCAGGUGGAGUUUCCUGUGCGACAGGCAGCUGCCUUCUACUUGAAGAACAUGGUGAGUCAGUACUGGCAGGAUCGAGAGACCACAUUGGGAGAGGUGGCAUUUCCUUUCAACAUCCAUGAAAAUGAUCGCGGACAGAUCUGAGAAAACAUGGUGGAGGCCAUUAUUCGCUGUCCAGAGUCCAUAAGGGCUCAGCUGACAGUAUAUUUGCUUGCCAUAAUAAAACACGACUUUCCUGGACGGUGGACGGGUGUAGUGGACAAAAUUAACCUGUACCUGCAGUCACAGAACGGUGGGAGCUGGUACGGGAGUCUGCUCGCUCUUUAUCAACUCGUCAAAAACUACGAGUUUAAGAAGGCUGAGGAGAGGGACCCCCUACUGGCUGCGAUGCAGAUCUUCUUGCCUCGGCUCCAGCAACUCAUCACUCAAAUCCUGUCUGGUGCCACCUUCAUCUCAGUUCUGAUCCAGAAGCAAAUCCUAAAGAUCUUCCAUGCACCUGUACAGUAUUCCCUUCCACUACAGCUGAUCAGUAACACAGUCAUGACCUACUGAAUGGAGAUCCUGCAGACAGUUGUCGAUCGGGACGUCCCUGCAGAAACUCUGGAAGCUGAUGAGGACGAUCGGCCAGAACUGAUCUGGUAGAAAUGCAAGAAAUGGGCUCUGCACAUCAUCACGAGAAUGUCUGAGAGAUAUAGCAGUCCAGGAAAUGUGACGAAGGAAUAUGUCGAGUUUGCUGACUUUUUCUUGAAGACAUACGCUGUGGGAAUCCAGCAGGUCUUGUUGAAACUGAUGGAUCAGCACAGACAGAGACAGUACGUGAGUCCUCGUGUCCUCCAGCAGACGCUGAGCUACAUGACUCAGUGCGUCUCACACUCACUCACAUGGAGACAGAUGAAACCGCACAUGCAGACUAUAACUCAGGAGGUGGUGUUUCCUCUGAUGUGCUAUAAAGAUGAAGAUGAAAGACUAUGGCAGGAAGAUCCAUAUGAGUACAUCCGAGUUAAAUUUAGUCAGUGAGCUUUAUAAUUUUUUUGACCUUAUCUCUUUGUACGGUAACUCUUAAUGAAGAGGAAGGAGGUCUUGCCUCAGAUGAUGGAGUUUUGCCAUCAGAUCCUCAUGGAUCCCAAUGCUGACCCCCGCAGGAAGUACGGGGCGCUGUAUAUGAUCGGUACCUUGGCUCUACCCUUGAUAAAGAACCCAGUGUAAAGGGGCCUGACGGAGCUCAUGUUACAAAACUAUGUGUUUCCUCUGAUCAACUCUAAUCUGGGCUACUUAAGGGCCCGGUCGUGCUGGGUGCUGCACACGUUCAGUCCUUUGAGUUUCCAUAAUGAGCUGGUCCUGAAGAACGCUUUGGAGCUGGUCAAACAGAACCUAGUGGAGGACAAGGAGAUGCCUGUCAAAGUGGAGGCAGCCUUUGCACUGCAGACUCUCAUCAGGAAUCAGGAGCAAGCUAAGGUCUACAUCCAGCCCUUCAUCAAGCCUGUGAUGCAGGAGCUGCUGCACAUCAUCAGAACCUGGUACUGUACUCGUCUUCUCAGUUUAGCAUUCAGUAAGGAGACGGCGGAGAUCUUCAGCAAGAUUAUCCAGAGUGAAGAAUACGAGGAAAGUGAAUAUAAGUCUGAGAUGGCUCUGGGUACCCUCAGCACCAUAGACAUUAUCCUCACAAUCAUGGGGGACCGAAAAGAGAUCAGUCAACAGCUGGAGGGAAUAUGCCUGCAGGUGAUCGGUCUUAUUCUCCACAAACCCAUCAUAGAGUUUUAUAAGGAGGUCUUGUCGCUGGCGUUUGGACUCACCUGUUAUUCCAUCUCCCCUCAGAUGUGGCGGCUGUUGGGGGUCUUGUACAACGUCUUCCAGCACGACUGCUUUGACUACUUCACAGAUAUGAUGCCCCUCUUGCACAAUUAUGUUACUGUGGACACAAAUAUACUGCUGUCAGACCCCAAAUACCUGGAGGUCAUUUACACCAUGUGCAAAAAGGUCCUAACUAGUAAUGCUGUGGAAGACCCAGAAUGCCAUGCUGCCAAACUUUUAGAGGUUAUUAUAUUACAGUGUCGUGGACGUGGCAUUGACCAGUGUAUCCCUUUGUUUGUGGAGGCCGUGUUGGAGCGGUUAACGCGAGGUGUGAAGUCCACCGAGCUCCGCACCAUUUGUCUACAGGUGGUGAUCGCAGCUCUGUACUACAGCCCCACUCUACUGAUACACACACUGGAGAACAUCCGCUUCCCACACAGCCCAGAGCCAAUCACAGCGCAGUUCAUCAACCAAUGGAUGAACGACACCGAGCUCUUCUUAGGACUACAUGAUUGUAGGAUGUGCAUCAUUGGGCUGAGUGUUUUGACGGAGCUGCCCAGCCGCCCUGCAGUCCUGGAGGAAGUUGCAGGUCAGAUCGUUCCCUCUAUCCUCCUCCUCUUCCUGGGUUUUAAGCACAUCUAUGCGUCCCGAGAGCUCAACAAACCGGAGCAGCUCGCCAGAGCUCAAGGCACAGACGAGGAAGAGAAUGGAGUUCAGAGUUCAGAUGCAGGCUGGUAUCAGUCCCUCACGUCACCUCUAAGCGAAAAACAGAGGAAACAACUGCAGGAGAUCUAUAACCUUGCCCAGCAGAGGAGGAGCGCAGGAGUCAAGGGACACUGAGAUGUUCCAGUUGCAGGUCGGAGAUACCUGACACUUUAGAUUUGGAUCUGAGACCUGACAUCGGAAACAGCUUAACCUCUGGAGACUAGAGACAUCUCGGUCAGGAUGGAUGGGAUCUUUAACCCAGGACCCAAAGCAAGCUCUUCAGAUCCAUGACUCUAAAUAGGAAUACUGAGACCUCAUCAAAACUGGUCAGAAAAGCACCAGUGAAGUCGAAGAGGUUACUCUGGGUCACCCCUUUCCUAAGCUGUGUGUGUCUGUGCAUCUGUACAGAAUUAUGGGUGUUUGUGUAUGUGUGCAGAUGGGUGUGUGUGUGUGUGUGUGUGUGUGUGUGUGUAUAGGUAAUUUGCAAUGAGUAAGUAAGAAACCCGAGCAAGGCAGUGAGGUGAGACAUGUUGGGACAAGCAGGUGAGAGAGAGAGACAGACAGACCGACACAGCUUCAGACUGACACACAGAUGGAGGGAUUUGUCGUGUUGGUCAGUGCCUUCAGAGAUACGUAGGUAUUUUUCUGCCCGAACAGAUCACGUACACUGACUAGAUGUCAGAAGGACGAUGUUUAUAGCGGUCAUAUGUUUGUAUGUUUCAGAGUUUGUUUUUCUAACAGUCUGUUUUCAGAAUUAACUGAAAUUAUUAAAGUUAAUAUAACACUA